UGGGACCGGGUUCGUUGACGGACUUCGCUUCGCCCUACAGGGCUUUUUCUUGACCGAUAUACUAGCGUCUUCUCGACGUAUUUGCGAACUCUCAGCUCAUUAUUAACUAAUAUUAUUCUUGGUAACGUCUGAAGACAUUAAGGCUCGCUGUGGAUCACGUGCGACUAUUUUCCUGGAAGAGCUGGUUAUAAUAAUAGACGUCUUUAGCCAUUAUUCGAAUAUGGAGCAUAUUGACGACGCGCAGUUCUAUGGGAUAGACCCCAACGCAUCACCGUACGAGAGUGUCGGAAGCAACACGACACCAGAUACGGAAUUCUCCCCUCCCGGAAGUCCAUUUCCAAAAGUUGUCGCCUCUAAAGAUUGCCGGUUGCUAGCGAGACAGAAGCUAGCUCAACUGAGCCUCAAGGAGAAGGUAUCGCUACUGACUGCUGCGGACUUCUGGCGGACGAAGUCGAUACCGUCUAAAGGCAUCCCAGCCAUCAAGACGAGCGAUGGCCCUAAUGGCGCUCGGGGAGGCAUCUUUGUUGGGGGUACCAAGGCAGCCUUAUUCCCGUGCGGUAUCUCGCUUGCGGCUACCUGGAACAAAGAUCUGCUAUACACAAUUGGUCAGCACUUAGCCGAUGAGGUCAGGGCCAGGUCGGCCAAUGUGCUCCUCGCCCCCACAGUCUGCAUACAUCGUCAUCCUCUCGGCGGCCGAAAUUUCGAAUCUUUCUCGGAAGAUCCGCUCCUCACCGGCAAGCUUGCCUCUAGGUAUAUACAGGGGCUGCAGUCCAAAGGAGUCGCCGCGACCAUUAAGCAUUUCGUAGCAAAUGAACAGGAAACUCAUCGGCUUACCAUCGAUUCGGUGAUGAUGGAACGUCCGUUGAGAGAGCUCUAUCUUCGACCGUUCGAGAUAGCUGUACGAGAAGCGAACCCAUGGGCCGUCAUGUCUGCGUAUAAUCUGGUCAACGGAACUCACGCCGACAUGAACAACCACACGCUCAAAGAUAUACUACGGGGAGAAUGGGGCUAUGAUGGAACCGUCAUGUCCGACUGGGGCGGUGUCAAUUCGACUGUCGAGUCGAUAAAGGCAGGGUGUGAUAUAGAGUUCCCCUUUUCGUCUAAGUGGCGCUUCGACAAGGUCCUGAAAGCCAUCGAUGAUGGUCAACUUACGAUUGACGAUAUAAAUAUUGCCGCAGAAAACGUCUUGACCCUUGUCGAACGCACCAAGGGAGAUAAUAUGUCGGCAGAAGAAGCCGAGCGUGAAGACGACAGAGAAGAGACGAGGAUGUUGAUUCGUGAAGCAGGAGCAGAGGGUCUAACUUUGUUAAAGAACGAAGGGCAGAUUCUACCACUCAACCCUAGAACCACCAAAGUCGCGGUCAUCGGUCCGAACGCCAACCGGGCCAUUGCCGGCGGUGGAGGUAGCGCUAGUCUUAACCCUUAUUACAACACGCUUCCGCUCGAUAGCAUUAUAACAGCGGCACAACAGGAAGUCGUAUAUGCUCAAGGAUGUCACAUUCAUAAGUGGCUUCCGGUCGCGUCGCCUUUCUGUACCGACAAGUCGGGCGAGCCGGGUGUGACUCUUGAUUGGUUUAGCGGAGAUCAGUUCCAGGGAAACGUAAUCGUCACACAGAGAAGAACGAAUACCGAUCUUUUCCUAUGGGACUCCGCACCACUGGCCCAACUCGGUCCCGAAUGGUCAGCUAUAGCAACGACUUAUAUAACGCCGACGACUACCGGGAAGCACACGAUCAGUUUCAUGAGUGUCGGUCCCGGAAGGCUGUACGUGGAUGGAAAAUUGGCUCUCGACCUCUGGAAUUGGACGGAAGAAGGCGAGGCGAUGUUUGACGGCUCUAUCGAUUAUAUGGUUGACGUUGAUAUGCAAGCUGGAAGACCAGUACAGCUACGAGUAGAGAUGACGAAUGAGCUUCGACCAAUCGCCAAGCAGAAAGUUUUCAACAUGACACAUAAAUACGGAGGUUGCCGCCUCGGCUUCAAGGAGGAAGAUCAGGUCGACUAUCUUCAGCAAGCUGUAGACGCAGCAAGAGAAGCAGACGUCGCCGUCGUUAUCGUUGGGCUCGAUGCCGAGUGGGAAUCCGAGGGAUAUGACCGAAAGACGAUGGACCUUCCUUCCGACGGAAGCCAAGAUCGAUUGAUCGAGGCCGUCGUGAAGGCUAAUCCGCGAACGGUUGUAGUCAACCAAUCCGGCUCGCCGGUAACCAUGCCUUGGGCGGACCAAGUACCGACCAUCAUUCAGGCUUGGUAUCAGGGUCAAGAAGCCGGGAACGCGUUAGCCGACGUCUUAUUCGGCCGACGGAACCCCAGUGGUAAACUUCCAACAACUUUCCCUCGGCGGCUCGAAGACACUCCCGCAUACCACAACUGGCCCGGCGAGAACUCACGUGUUCUAUACGGUGAAGGCUUCUACAUCGGAUACAGGCACUACGAUCGGACGAGCAUCGCACCCCUAUUCCCGUUCGGUCAUGGCCUCUCGUACACAACGUUCGAGUAUGGCCGACCGUCCCUUAGCCGGAGGACACUGACAGAGUCGGCGCCAAUCCACCUAAUCAUGGCGGUCACUAAUACCGGAAGCGUAGCUGGCUCAGAGACGGUCCAGAUAUAUGUCAGAGACGACAAGUCGAGGCUACCUCGCCCCGAGAAAGAACUUGUGGCGUUCGAAAAGGUAUCGCUCCAGCCAGAAGAAACUAAGCAUAUCAUCAUCCCGCUGGAUAAGUACGCAGUUGGAUACUAUGAUGAUUCAGUUCCGGCAUGGAUCGCGGAGGAGGGCACAUUUAAAGUGCUGAUAGGGGCGUCGGCGACUGAUAUCAGGCAUGCGAUACCGUUUGAUGUCAAAGAAUCAUUCACUUGGACAUUUUAAUUCUAUGCCCUCUUUAGGCAUUAGCAAACUUACCCACUCGGCCUAUUCAGGCUUAUGUAUCUUAUUUUGGUUCACUCUUUACGCACGCAGCAAGGACGCUAUAAUCCUGCGCAUACGGGUCUUUUCUGAUACCUUUGAUAUCCCUAUACGGCGAUUGGGCGUGGUCAUAAUGGCGUAUUCCCCGGACUUUAUGAGAUUCCCGCCUGGAAGUGCUCUUAUCAGAAGAGCGCUCCAGGCAUGCUGACAUGAGAGAUAUCGGAUUAUACUGGUACACUCUUUAACCACGAAGGUUAUAAACCGAACAAGUAGUUGUACACAAAUAUACUUGCUUCUCUACGGAGAUGAUAUCCAGUUUUAAUUUAUUGUCUCAUCGCUUAACCUUAGCAUAUCGUAAGCCACUGAACACCCGGAGUUUUGGUGUCGUAGAUGUUGCCACAUAGGUACUCAUAUACUGGAGAAGAGGCGAACCAGAGAAUAGGGGUUUCAAAUCCAGGGAAGCUCUCAUAAAUAUUCAACUUUGAUAACACAGUUCCUUCGGGUUUAAAAAGUUCAAGACAAGAUGAUGUUGAUCAUUGACCUAUUCUCUUUU
Messenger RNA from Daldinia loculata, 3449 nucleotides. Its product is annotated as glycoside hydrolase family 3 protein. Lineage: Eukaryota; Fungi; Ascomycota; Sordariomycetes; Xylariales; Hypoxylaceae. The coding region runs from base 221 to 2860 and encodes 879 amino acids. The record is from RefSeq and is a predicted model, not a curated record. Gene Ontology annotation, biological process: glucan catabolic process. The transcript is spliced from 7 exons. Gene Ontology annotation, molecular function: beta-glucosidase activity.